Messenger RNA from Syngnathus acus (greater pipefish), 6533 nucleotides. It is a transcript of the gene spag17, whose product is annotated as sperm associated antigen 17. Gene Ontology annotation, cellular component: axonemal central apparatus. The record is from RefSeq and is a predicted model, not a curated record. The coding region runs from base 90 to 6167 and encodes 2025 amino acids. NCBI's taxonomy places the organism in Eukaryota, Metazoa, Chordata, Actinopteri, Syngnathiformes, Syngnathidae. The transcript has 47 exons. Gene Ontology annotation, biological process: epithelial cilium movement involved in extracellular fluid movement; axonemal central apparatus assembly.
ACGGACGCCGAGAAGACCCCACCCACGCGGUCGAGUUCGUUGCACAUCGGAUUUCUUGUCCCGGCAGGGAGGCAGGCAGGCAGGCAAUCAUGGCCCCCAAGGCUGCCAAGAAAGGCGCCGCAGCGAAGAAGACCGCGGCCGCCGCCGCCGCCGCCGCGCAGGGCUCGGAAGUCCAGACUUGGGAGAGCGAGCUCGCCAAUGCACUUUUUCACGAGGACCACUGGCAAGCGUGCGUGUGCGUGCUGGUGGGCCGAGGUCCGCGCGACGAGGAGCUGAUCCGGACGCUGGCUCGGGCCGUGCGGCAACCGCAACGCAAGCUUUUCAGUUCGCUGUCGUGGGAGGACACCGAGGCGAAGAUUCGCCAGUACGGGAACCGCAAAGCAAAGAAACGAGACGCUUUUCCUCAGUUCUACCAGGUGACGGAGCCCGCCAGGGAGCUGCUGGAGGCCCGAGAGGAGAUCCCCGCCCAGCUCAUGGCGCAAGUCGUUAAGUUCAUGCUGCUGCAGAUCAAGGAGAGCGACCAGCAGAGGCGAAAGGCCGAGCAAGUGAGAGACGCCAAAGCAGCUGCUCCUGUCGCCAAAGAAAAACCGGGACCCAAAGGCAAAGACAAAAAGCCAAAGGACGAGCCGGCCCUCAAACCCAAAACAAAACUCAAGCGCAGGGAUGAUGUGGAGCCGCCCAAGUACAUAAACGACGAGCCGAGCGACGGGCCUCAACACUACGUGCUGCUGCUGGGCUUCCACCAGCCUCAGCUGGUGGGGACGCUGGACGGCGCCGGCGUGCACGUGGCCAACGUCAUCAGGCUGAGCGCCGCCGACACCGCCGCGCCCCCUGACCAGGUGGAUGAGGAAACGGCCGACGCGGAUGAAAUUGCCGCCCGAGAGGCCAGGGCGGCGCAGGCCAAGGUGCUGGACCGCUUCUGGGGAGCCCUGAGACACGUUUUGGACAACGGGGGACCCAACUCCAGACUCCACGACGUGGCUCAGCUGGAAUACGCUGUCCCGGAUUCGUUGAUGCCCUUUGACCCGCACGACCCGGAGGCUGCGAUGGCGGCGGCGACCCAAAUGUUUGACGGCGUGUCCAAUCUCAUCUACGACUGUCUGGAGUGGCGCAGGCAGCACCGGCACUACCUGGACAGCGCCAACUUCAUCCGUGUGCCCUCGUUGGUUUGGGGCCAGGACGCGCCGCCGCCUGCCGAGACUACAGCUUCUGUGUCCCCCCGUUCCAAGAAGUCGGGGCGGCCGCCAGCCCCGAAAAAGCCGCCCUCAUCCCUGACCACCGACGUGGACAUGAAUCACUACGCGGGCCUGGUGGAGCAGGUCCCAGCCGAGGCCUGCUCGGUGGCGCUCGUCUUGCACUGCAUGCUGGAGCAGGUGGCUGUGUCGAGCGAGCAGGCGCCGCAGGCGCCCGACGACGGCGAGCCUCAGACGGCUCUCGACUUGGACCGUCACGCGCUGGGCCGAAUGCUGCACAAGGUCCUGCCUCAGGUCCACGCGGAGGACGAGAGGAGAGACUUGCUGUGUAGUUUGUUGAGCGCGGUGGAGCGAGAAGAGGACAAGCAGAUGCUUAAGGAAGAGUUUGGCGCAGAGGAGACGCCCAGGAGGCGCCAGCAGCAGCCCGUCAUCGUCCGCCACCACGACGAAAGGGCGCGCCGCUUCAUUGGCGUAACUGCCACUCCGAGUUUGGAUCCGGCCCAGGAGGAGGCGUCCGUGAUGAGGCGCUCGCCGGCGUGGCAGCUCAUCAACUCUGUGGCUCGGCGGCGUUGCGACGCCUCGUGUUGGAGGGUGGUCGAGCAACAGCUCCAGCGCCAGUGCACCGGAGAUGAGGUGUCGUGGCCCCAGGCGGAGCACUUCUUUCAGCGCAGCGUGCUGGAGAGCAUGCUGCUGAGCCAGCUGGACGAGGACGGCGUCCUGGGAAAAGACUGCAGAGCUUUGGGAAUGGCGCACCAGGCCAAGAAGCAGCCCGUCAUCCCCUGGGAUGACCCGCUGUCCUUUGCAAAGCACAAGUUUAGCAACCUGCGCGAGAAAUGCCCCACCUUUCUCCAGGAAGAGGCGCACUCAUCGGAGCAGCUCAGCGAGCGGGAAAGCGCCAAGCGGGAAAGCGCCAAGCGGGAAAGCGCCAAGCGGGAAAGCGCCAAGCGGGAAAGCGCCAAGCGGGAAAGCGCCAAGCGGCUCGACCUGCGCGACAUUCAGAGCUGCCGGCGGAGGUGCCUCCGGGACUGGGACUACGUGGAACGCCACGAGGCGGGCGUCUUCCCGCAGGUCCUCCACUCAGCUGCCCAGCAGUAUCGCUGUCUGGACACGCACAGAGGAAGUCACAAUAACGUCCUCUACGUCUUCUGCCACAAUCCCAUGAGUCCCGAUCGCUUGUGCAAGGAGUUCUGGGACGUGGCCAUUCACACCGACGUCAAGUUCCGGACUUAUUUGGAGCACGUGGCGGACACCAUUGCAGACUGGCUUGAGAAGGAGGAGCUGAAGAAACAGUUGUCGGCGAGUGACCGCACAAGUUCUGCAGCGCAAGCUUCAGAAAGUUUGCAAGAGGAAGAUGACGAAUCCCGGGAGCAAUUUGUCACCGGAAGCUCACUCAAGGCGGCCAAGCUGGAGGAGGACAAGCUGAAGGAAGAGGAAGGCAAGAAAGGCAAGAAGCCGGCCAAGGCGGCCACGGGCAAGAAGCAGCAGCCGGCGGAGAACGCCAAGUCCACCAAGACCAAGAAGAGCGACAAAUCGGCGGCGGGCAAGAGCAAAGCCGCGGCCAGCAGCUCCACGGCCGCCGCCGCCUCCGACGCGACCCAGCCACCCAGCACAGCGGACGACAAAGAGGAGGCCGGCGGCAGCGGAUUCGCCGGCUUCCACAUGGACGGAAUGCUGGUCCACCUGUCAGGGUCUCUCCAGUACCUCUUCCCUGCGGCCGGGGGGCACGUUACCGUGGAGACCAUCAGCUACGUGGAGGGUUCCAGCAUGCUGAAAGUGGCCGUGAGCAAAGACGGCCACCGCUUGUACACGCACGUGGACCGAGCGCUCACGAGAAAUGGCGCCAAAGAGCAUCCGGUCAGGACGGCCGCGGCCACCAGGCGCUCCUUCUCGGCCCUGCUGGACAGCGGCGUCCGGCUGGCUUACACCUUUGAGGGACCGGCAAAGGACGAAGGCAAAGCCUCGGACGGGAGCCUCAAGGAACCGGAGAAAGAGUCGACGGCCAAGAGCGAUGACGCCGAGCAGCCGCGUGACAGCCCGUCGUCGCAGACGUGCCCCCCCCCGAGGCCACUGGCCAGCCUCAGCUUGUCCAUCCCCAGUGGCCUACUUGUGCAGUUCAUGCGCCAAGACGGGGAGCAGAGCGUGCUGGUGCGGCUGAGUUUUCACGCCGCGGGUCGCCGCGGCCCCGCUCUGGCCAAGGAGGCGUCCCGCACCGUUACGGCCCAGGGAACCGUCAUCCGAUACAUGAGGGACGGCUCCAGCCAGGUGCUCUUUGCGGACGGCACGGUCAGCUCCAGCCUGGAUUCCGGCCCGGUGUGGGUACCUGAGGCGGCAGAAGACACGACGGAUGAGCAAAACCCCGAGAACCAGCUGGCGUCUCCUCCUCGAGGGUAUUGGGCAACGACCACGCCCUGCGGCACGCGCAUCUGCACCGUGGGUAGCACGCACGAGCAGAGUCCCGCCUGCGCUCUGCUGAGCUACGUGACCUCCGACCCGGUCACUCACGAGGUGAUGCUGAGCCGCGAAGAUCUGGUGGUGACGGUGAAGCGGCCGGACGGAUCGGUGAGUGUCGAUCACGCGGACGGAACCAGAAUCACCACCUUCUACCGGGACAGGCCUGGAAGCGCAGCUGAGGAGGGAGGGAGAGAGAAGGUGGUGGCGGUGGAGAACGAGGCCUGCGCCACCGUCUUGAUGUACCCCGAACGACACGUGGCCGAAAUCUGGUUGGCGGACGGCACCGUGGUCACCGGCGAUAACCAGGGAGCUUAUCAGGUGGUCCCGUCCAGCAUCGGACUCCUGCGCAUCCAAAGCGACGGCAAGUGCGUCUACUCCGGCGGAGCGCUCCGGGACGGCCGCCCCGCCUACAUCAUGAGUCACACCGACAAAGUGGCCUGCGACGUCACAGACGUGGAUGGAAACCACUUUCAGGUGUCGCAAGACGGCCAGGUGAGCGUGCGCACUGUUGGCCCAGCCCCAAGGAUGCUGCAAGAGGACGACGAAGACGAGGACAAAGAUGGGAUGGGGGGGCCCCGAGACCACUCUCCCAGGCUGUUCCUGGUGCACGAGGACGGUUCCGGUUCGGAGCUCCUGAGUAGCCGAGCCGUGUCGGAGCUGCUGAAGCGGGCCCGCUCGGACCCCGCCGCGGCCGUGCUGAGGGACCCGCUGCCGGACUCGCCAGGUGAGUUUGGCAUCACCGUCCUGAAACCCGGCACGGAAAACGUGCGCUCCAAGUGGGUGCACGUCAAGCUGGACCCCAACGCCAUGCAUCAGAGCCUUCGGAACCGCAGCUGGCGGGAUUGCGCCCCAUUUGAGACGACUCACAGUCCUCCGUUGGGGAGCACCGCAGGACAGGGGCCCGGCCUGAAAAAGCUCGGCGGCGGCGGCGGCGGCGUCCUCAGCUGCCCCAAAGUCCUGGAGAUAAGGGAAGUUCAGCAGCACAGGGCCUUCGGUCGACAGCUCCGAGACACGGUGGACACGCGGCUGAAGGAAUACAUCGAGACUUUGAUGGAGAAGGCGCGCUGGUCGGCCGACGUGACGCUCAAGGAGCCUCGCGGCGAGGUGGAACGAGCCCACGCCGGGCUUCUGCUCAGUCAGUCCUUCGCAGAGGAGCCGGCGCACCGAGAACAAGCCAAAGGCGGCGCCGCCGGCGCGCAGAGGAGUCCAGGGGACAUGGGCGUUCUGUACGGCCAGGCGGUGCACGCCGCACUCGAGCCGUCGGGCCGCGCGGAGGAUCCCGCCGUGCCGGCCGGCGCCGGCUGCACCCAGCUCCAGGUGUCAAAGUGGACGGACAGGCUGGAGCAGUACAGACAGGAGCUGCUUGAAGUGAAGGCCCGUGUCGAUGCGCUGAGGAAGAGGAUCAUCGUGCCCUACUUUCACCCCGAAAACGACUCCUUGCGCCAGACUCAUUGUCCCGACUCCCAGAGGCCAAAUUUGAGCGUGCCCACCACCGAGUCGGACGAUGACGCCUUCCGGAGCGACAUCCUAGCCCAAGAGGCCCACGACGACGACGACAACAAAGCGGCACAGCCCUUGGAGUUGCCGGUGUGGCCCUUGGAGCCAGUGUGGCCUUUGGAGCCGGCCUUGGAACCGGCCUUGGAGCCGGCCCGGCGACCCUUGGAGCCUUCUUAUCCUGCCAGUCACGCGGCGGUGGCAGCGAGGAGCAGCAGGACGUUCGGCGCCGCCACCGCACCAGCAGCCGUCCGUCCCAGGUCGCUCCAGGUGAAUGUGAGCGGGCAGCCCAGGCGGAGCGGCGUCAGACUGCCGCCUUCCAUUGUCAGCUGCAAAGCCUGCAGCGUCCCCAAUCAUCACUUCCGCCGCGUGGAGGAGCCGGUGCGGCGCAGGUGUCGCACCAUUUCGCUGGCCGACCCCAAAGUCAUCAGCAGAGGCUUUGAGCUGCGGCCGUCCAGAGUUGACUUUGGCCCGCUGAGGGACGGCGCGUCCUCCGUGGUCACGGUGGUCAUGAAGAACGUGGGCGUCGACACCUGCAGGUUCCACGUCAAGCAGCCUCCGGUCUCCACGGGCCUCCGCGUCAAAUACCAGCCGGGACCCGUGCCGGCAGGUUUGCAAGUUGAACUGGACGUCGAGCUGUACGCCAUGUGCGAGGAGGCGCUCGAGCUGGACGGGAAUCCCACCAAGUACAUCUCCCAGGACAUCAUCAUCCCCACAGAGACCGACAUCUUCUACCUACCCGUCACGGCCAAUAUCCUUCAAAGGCACGUGUCGCCGUGGUCUGGACCCAGGCAGCCUUGCGGAGAGAUCCUUGACGCACAUGGCGUAGCCGUUCUUCCUGAGGCCUUCUACGACAUUUGGUUGAGAGAGCGCUCCGGUUGCGACAGCGGGAUCCGCGCCGGGAGGCCCAGACAGGCCCGCAGCCUCCCGCCGUGCCAGCGCCUGGGCCAGGACCCGCCGCAACGCGGCUCUCUGGAGCCCGCCGCCGCUGCCUUCUCAGGGCACCAUAACCGCACAGCUAGUCUUUGAAGAGCACGCCAACGCAGCCAGCAAGCUGAACGUCACCCACGCAUGCACGCACAAUAAAGCAGUGGUCGUUGCUUCCAUUCCAUUCCAUUCCAUUCUUGGCUCUCUGUUACCGUCACGUUUGUGUGGGCGCGUUAACAAAUGUUCUUUUUGAAACUCAAAAUGACAAAUCUUUUGGUUGAAGUCAACAACAGAGUAAUUGAGUUACUUUUGAAAUGAAGUAACGAGUCACUCGUUUUCAUUCCCUAGCUAGCACAACACUGACCAUCGGCGCUAUCUGAUAUGAUUCAUGGUGUGAUUUGGUUUUAGGAAAAAAUGCUUUGAUUGACCGUUUUUAUUCUUUACUUCAAAUAAAGCGUAUUUCCACAA